Molecule: messenger RNA, 561 nt
Organism: Prunus armeniaca (apricot)
Lineage: Eukaryota; Viridiplantae; Streptophyta; Magnoliopsida; Rosales; Rosaceae
Source: the annotation of a GenBank genome assembly
AUGAUUAAUAGGAACCUUAUCGGUGUUGGCCCUGUGGGAUGCAUGACUGCUGACCAGAAGAAAAAGCUGCUGUGGGGAAACAAAAAGAGCACAACAGCAGAAGAGGUUGGCCACCGUUGGGAUACAACUUUGUUUUCUGAUCGGGAAAGACAAGAAAAAUUCAACAAACUCAUGGGUGUGAAGGGCGAAGUAAAGGUGGAACAGAAACCCGAGAACGAAGAUCAGAAGCAGAAGGAACUCCAAAUGGAUUUAGAGAAGCAGUACACUGCUGGACUGCGAAGAAGAGAUGGCCGUACUGUUGGAUUAGAAAUAGAGAGCAAAUACUGGGGAGAAGAGAGGAUGAACAAGGGUGGAGGAAGAGUGGCUGGAAGGAAAUGGAAAAAAUGCCUAUGGAAUGAGUUUCAAUAUUGCCAAGCGUGUAACGAUUGCUGGGGUUCAGGCAUGGAAUCAGUCUAUGGCUGUGGUUGGCUGCAACCCACCUCACUUAGGAGGAACCACAGCUUCACAGGCCAUGUCUUCUCUAUUAAGAAGAAACGUACCACUGUACGAACUGCUAGUUAA